UUUUCAUAGAGACCAUUUGGAAUAUCAUUUUCAUCUCUAUACUCUACUCGGAUUUAAUCAAGUUUUACAGUAAAUAACAUAAUCAAAGAGAACAAACAAAAGAGAGACACGUCUAUAUAAAACACUAAAAUCAUUGUCUUUCUUUUCUUUUCUUUCUAAGCAUGACUUCCAGCCUUUGUUUUUGGUCCAUUUUAUCAUUAGACGAUAACCUAAGAUUCCUAAGUAUCUCUCAAAAGAUGGGUACUGCAAAAAUCUCGGACUCUGGUCUCACAACAAAGGAUGUAUUACUUUAUCGCUCACUGUUUGAUUUUAUGCAUCCGAGUGAGAUUGAGCUUGCUAAAGCAGACAUUGCUCGUUUCUUAAAACUAAAAACACUUGCUGGAUCUGUAACAAGAUGUCAAUUGAAAAGUCUAAGCUUAUUAAGACCAAGUUUUGCCAAUAAUCCUUUUAGUACAUCACCAACCACUCAUGAAAAAAUAGACAUCCAAAACUAUCGAACUUGGGAUAUUGUUGAUAUUGUGAUGUAUACAGCAACUGAAAAUACAUUAUUGGCGUUCUUUCAUAGUGCAGAAACUAAUAGUCAAUGCUCUUUAAAAAACAACUUGCUAGCAUCUGAUAUCACUUGUGUUGAAUCUACGCAAGGCAUCUUUGAUAUUCAAGAUGCAGAAAAUCUUAAACAUACAUUAAGAGCUGUUCAUGAACCACUCAUGACAAGAGCUCCUCCUUUACGUAUCUUUCAAGUCAUAGAUCAAGCAAGUUUAAAACCCUUAUUUGUCUGGCCAUUUUAUGACCCCAAAACGUCAUAUGCAGUCGAACUAGCACAAUCAAUUGGUAAAGCUUUGAUUAUGAAAGAAUACAAAAGCAGCCUAUUUGAGAACAGUCAUCAACCACCACCCAAAAUAGAACUCAAGAAAGAAAUUCCUUGUACUCGUCAUUUUUAUGCUAGCACCAUGGUGAAUUUCAUUGACACAACAUGUCAUUUCCAGCGGCUUUCUAUACCUUAUGGAAACAUUGUAUUUGAAUCAUGUCAGGUAACACCUGUCUAUUCUCGAGAAACAUCGCCUAUGCAUCACAGUCCUUUAAGCGCACUCAUGGACGCCAACAAUUUACAACAAGAAAAAAAAUCAGGCAAUAUUGUAGCUGGUACUACAUUAACAGACACAAAAGGGUUCAAUGCGAAUGAGGUCGAGCCAUUGGAUGCGUGUUCCAAGUCCUCUUCGCCUCCUCUUUCUCAAAAAAGAAUGGCAGCCCUCUUUCAAAAGUUUCGUAUCUAUUCUGGUAAACCCAAGCAAAUGUGCCAGCCACAACAGGGAAAGAAUCUCGAAAUCAGACAGCAUGAUGUAGAAAAGAAGAAAAGAGUCAGUUUUAGAAAGCAUCAGAGCACAAACACAAUUAUGCAAGAUACAGUCAAAAUAUGCGUCAGAUGUCGUACAAGCAAUAGUCCUGAAUGGAGACGCGGCCCAGAUGGAAACAAAACAUUAUGUAAUGCUUGUGGCUUAAGGUAUUCUCGGUUCAAGUCAAAACAAUGGCGUACAUCAAAUGAACUCACUAGACCAUAAAUAAUAAAUAACGAGCAUCAUUCAUUGUGAUUCAAAGUGAUCAUUAGUUCAUUUAAACCCUUUAUCUUAAGAUGCAUAAAUCACUUUCUAUCCUUCUUGUCAAAUAAAAUCAAUCUUGGAUUUGACA
This is a messenger RNA of Gilbertella persicaria, 1686 nucleotides long. RefSeq lists its product as uncharacterized. The record is from RefSeq and is a predicted model, not a curated record. Lineage: Eukaryota; Fungi; Mucoromycota; Mucoromycetes; Mucorales; Choanephoraceae. The coding region runs from base 162 to 1559 and encodes 465 amino acids. Gene Ontology annotation, biological process: regulation of DNA-templated transcription. Gene Ontology annotation, molecular function: zinc ion binding; sequence-specific DNA binding. The transcript has 8 exons.